UAUUCAUACUCCCAAAGGCCACAGACUGUGGUAUUAUUAAUCACUACAUAGUGAUAGCUAUGGCUUGCCCUCACGAUAACUCUGUUUCAUGUGGUCCUAUAAGUGCUUGUGAAACCAAACCUAGGUCAAAAUCAGAAGUCCUAGACAUUGAAAUGGAAAGAAAGAUGAAUAGAGGAGAAUGUGAAGUGGGUAUCUGCUUGACAUGGAAGGAUGUGUGGGUGAGUGCCUCCAAUAGAAAGGAUGGGAGGAAAUCAAUUCUUGAGGGUCUCACUGGUUAUGCCAAGCCUGGACAACUCUUGGCCAUAAUGGGUCCCUCUGGCUGUGGCAAAUCAACACUACUUGAUGCUUUAGCAGGGAGAUUAGAUUCAAACACAAGACAAACUGGGGAGAUUCUGAUCAAUGGUCACAAACAAGCACUAUCUUACGGAACCUCGGCUUAUGUCACACAAGACGACAUAUUGUUGACAACGUUAACGGUUAGAGAAGCAGUGCACUAUUCAGCUCAACUCCAAUUACCUGACACCAUGUCCAAGAAAGAGAAGAAAGAGAGAGCAGACUUCACAAUAAGAGAAAUGGGUCUUCAAGAUGCCAUUAACACAAAAAUUGGAGGGUGGGGUUGUAAAGGCAUUAGUGGGGGUCAGAAGAGGCGAGUUAGCAUUUGCAUUGAGAUCCUAACACGCCCUAAACUUCUUUUUCUUGAUGAACCAACUAGUGGACUAGACAGUGCAGCUUCCUAUUAUGUCAUGAAAAGAAUCGCUGCCCUGGCUCAAAAUGAUCACACUCAGAGAACUGUUGUUGCUUCAAUCCACCAACCUAGUAGUGAAGUUUUUCAACUCUUUAAUAACCUUUGUCUUUUGUCUUCGGGUAAAACCGUUUACUUUGGACCUGCUUCAGCUGCAAGUGAGUUUUUUGCAUCAAAUGGUUUCCCAUGUCCUGGUCUCAUGAAUCCUUCUGAUCAUUUACUGAAGACUAUAAACAAGGAUUUUGAUCAGGACAUUGAGAUGGGUUUAGCAGAAACUAGAAUACCCACAGAAGAAGUAAUCCACAUCCUUGUGAGCUCAUACAAAUCUUCAGAAAGGAAACAAGAAGUUCAAAAUGAAGUAGCUAUACUAUCUGAGAAGGACAAAAGUUCAUUGGAUUUGAAGAGAGGACAUGCAGGUUUCCUUAAUCAAUGCUUAGCUCUCACCGAAAGAUCGUUCUUGAACAUGUAUCGUGAUCUAGGCUAUUAUUGGUUACGCCUUGUCAUAUAUAUUGCAUUGGCCAUAACUUUAGGCACUGUUUUCUAUAAUUUGGGCACAAGUUAUGACUCAAUUAAGGAUCGAGGUUCGCUUGUUGCAUUUAUAAAUGGUUUCAUUACUUUCAUGACCAUUGGUGGAUUCCCUUCCUUUGUGGAAGUCAUGAAGGUAUUUCAACGAGAAAGACAAAAUGGUCAUUAUGGUGUUACUGCAUUUGUCAUUGGUAACACCUUAUCAUCUAUCCCAUACUUGCUAUUGGUGACAGUCAUUCCCGGGGCUAUAUCUUAUUACCUUCCUGGCCUUCAGAGUGGAUGCGAGCACUUUCUGUAUUUCAUUUGUGUUUUAUUUUCUAGUCUCAUGUUAGUGGAGAGCCUCAUGAUGAUAGUUGCAAGCGUGGUUCCAAACUUUCUAAUGGGCAUCAUAACCGGUGCUGGAAUUCAAGGAGUCAUGCUUUUAGUUAACGGGUUCUUUAGAUUGCCAAAUGAUAUUCCUAAGCCAGUUUGGAAGUACCCGUUACACUUCGUUGCUUUUCACACGUUUUCCGACCAAGGAAUGUUCAAGAACGAGUACCAAGGACUGAGAUUUGCUACAAAUGGAGUUGGAGAAGGAGGAUCAAAGGGUUACGUAAGUGGUGAAGAGGUUUUGAGAAAUAUAUGGCAAGUUGACAUGAGUUACUCCAAGUGGGUUGAUCUUGCAGUCUUGGCGGGGAUGAUUGUUGUGUAUCGAGUUUUGUUUUUGGUUAUCAUCAAGAUUAAAGAGAAGGUGAAGCCCCGUGGUGUAUCGCUAUCGUGCAUGUCAGCGUCUCCCAAGCGAAAGAUAAAGGUCAUGGAAAACCCUAACGCCACUCCAAUGCAUUCACAAGUUCUGUAAUUUUACUUUUUUGGUCAUUCAGUGUCGAAACUCUCAGCCUCUCGAUGGUUAGGUAGGUCAAAAGUAAUAUAAAAUUAAGCAAGUGUUGUAUGGUACUCUUAAUUUAGUCUUUAAUUAUGAAAAAACUCAAAAAAAAUCUAUAAAAAAUGUAAUAUAUCACUCA
Messenger RNA from Cajanus cajan (pigeon pea), 2268 nucleotides. RefSeq names its product ABC transporter G family member 1. Gene Ontology annotation, molecular function: ATP hydrolysis activity; ATP binding; ABC-type transporter activity. The record is from RefSeq and is a predicted model, not a curated record. Gene Ontology annotation, cellular component: membrane. Lineage: Eukaryota; Viridiplantae; Streptophyta; Magnoliopsida; Fabales; Fabaceae.